AGUAGUCGAAGCCCCCCCCCUGGCUCUUUCUCUCUCUCUAUUACAUUUUUCUGUCUCUCUCUAAAGAUCCCUAAAACAUCGUCGAUCUUCGGAACCCUAAUUUCGCUGUAGCGAUAUCACAUUCUUCGAUUUCGGUGAGGUUUGGUGGAUUUCUGUGAUCAGAGUCUGCGGAGGAGGACGUCAGGUUUGGGGCAUUUGAAACGGUCGAAAGAGGAAAAAACUGGGUUUUGAGGAUGAGAUUUGAAGGAUGAACGAUGCCUGUACUGCGUAGUGGAGUGCGCAGGGGUCGGCCAGCAGGAGCAGCGAACCAGCAGGAGCAGCGGGAGGCGAAUCCGAUUGAAGGUGAGGCGAUUGCGACGAGAACACGGCGGCGGCGAGCGGCAGCAGAGGCGCCGAAAAACAGGCAGCAGCCGGCGAUCGAUGAGAACUUAGUCGCGGCAGGGGCGGCGGCACAAGUGCGGGGGAAGGAGGAGGACGGUAGGCGUUUGGACGAAGCUCGUGUUGGUGGUGCUGGUGGGGCCCAGAACGACGAGGUAGGGAAAAAGAAAAUGGACGAUUUCGAUAGUGGGGGUCGGAGCGCAGAGAAGGCACAUGUCGGUGAAGAUGAGGGAAGCACUGCUCCCCUUCCCGAGAAGGUUCAGGUUGGAGGAUCCCCGUUGUAUAGGAUGGAAAGGAAGUUGGGAAAGGGAGGAUUUGGGCAAGUGUAUGUUGGCCGUCGCGUGUCUCCUAUAAAUCCAAGUGACCGAACUACUGGCCCUGGGGCUCUGGAGGUGGCCCUGAAAUUUGAACACAGAAGUAGCAAGGGCUGUAAUUAUGGGCCACCAUACGAGUGGCAAGUGUACAACACUUUGGGUGGAAGUCAUGGUGUACCGAGAGUCCACUUUAAGGGUCGACAGGGAGACUACUAUGUCAUGGUUAUGGACAUGCUUGGACCAAGCUUGUGGGAUGUUUGGAAUAAUAACUCUCACACUAUGUCCAUUGAAAUGGUUGCAUGCAUUGCUAUUGAAGCAAUAUCCAUAUUGGAGAAGAUGCACUCCAGAGGGUAUGUGCAUGGUGAUGUCAAGCCUGAAAACUUCCUGCUUGGUCCUCCGGGAACGGCUGAUGAGAAAAAAUUAUUUCUUGUUGAUCUUGGGCUAGCCACCAGAUGGCGGGAAACCACAACUGGUCUUCAUGUCGACUAUGACCAAAGGCCAGAUGUUUUUAGGGGAACUGUGCGAUAUGCUAGUGUGCACGCUCAUUUGGGGAGAACUGGCAGUAGGAGAGAUGAUUUGGAAUCUCUUGCUUACACUCUUAUUUUCCUCCUCCGUGGUCGUCUACCUUGGCAAGGUUAUCAGGGAGAGAACAAGGGGUUCCUUGUUUGCAAGAAGAAGAUGGCAACAUCUCCGGAAGCUCUGUGUUGCUUCUGUCCAAUGCCUUUCAGACAGUUUGUUGAAUAUGUGGUGAAUUUGAAGUUUGAUGAAGAACCUAAUUAUGCAAAAUAUAUUUCCCUCUUUGAUGGGAUUGUAGGUCCAAACCCAGAUAUCAGGCCAAUUAACACAGAUGGUGCUCAGAAGCUUAUCUAUCAGGUUGGUCAUAAGAGAGGCCGGUUGACUAUAGAAGAAGAGGAAGAUGAGCAGCCGAAGAAGAAGGUCCGUAUGGGGAUGCCUGCAACACAAUGGAUUAGUGUUUACAAUGCUCGUCGACCUAUGAAACAGAGGUAUCACUAUAAUGUGGCAGAUGCGAGACUUGCCCAACAUAUCGACAAGGGUAAUGAAGAUGGCUUAUUUAUCAGCAGUGUAGCGUCUUGUCAAAAUUUGUGGGCGCUAAUUAUGGAUGCAGGCACUGGUUUUACUGCACAAGUUUAUGAGCUUUCACCCUAUUUUCUUCACAAGGAAUGGAUAAUGGAACAGUGGGAGAAAAACUUCUAUAUCAGUGCAAUAGCAGGAGCUACUAAUGGGAGCUCACUAGUUGUAAUGUCUAAGGGUACACAAUACUUGCAACAGUCUUACAAAGUUAGUGAUUCAUUUCCCUUCAAGUGGAUAAAUAAAAAAUGGAGGGAGGGUUUCUAUGUCACCUCUAUGGCCACCUCAGGGAGUAGAUGGGGAGUUGUUAUGUCUCGUGGUGCAGGAUUUUCAGAACAGGUUGUUGAACUGGAUUUUCUUUACCCUAGCGAAGGUAUUCAUCGACGGUGGGAUAAUGGUUUCCGUAUUACAGCAACUGCAGCAACUUGGGAUCAGGCUGCUUUUGUUCUUAGUGUGCCGAGAAGAAAACCUGUAGAUGAAACACAGGAGACACUUCGAACUUCAGCAUUUCCUAGUACACAUGUUAAGGAGAAAUGGGCAAAAAAUCUCUAUAUUGCGUCCGUUUGUUAUGGCCGUACAGUUUCAUGAGUAGCUGCCUAACAUUUUCUUGAGGUGUUCCCUGACACCAUUGAAGAUGCUGUCAGCUCUACUCAUUUGGGGACCUGGUGGGAAUCCUAAAACCCCGGUUUUCUGAAGUGGCAGUGGCAUGCUGGCUUAAGAGAAAUUUUGAUGAGAAAAAACCUUAAUUAAUUGUAAGCAAAAGUAUAGAAGCUGUUAGUAAGAUCUCAUGUUGUGUCUGUCAGUCAUGUUGAAAUUCCUUUUGCUAGUGUCCAUUAUGGACCAAAGCCCAAAGGAAUGGUGGCUGUCUUUACUUAUUUCUGUUAAGUUUGUAUAGUUUUGAACAUUAAGGACUUGUUGAGGGACAUCGUCCAUGUCAUGUUUUUGUUUUUUCUAGUGUCUGUACUAUGACAUGGCAUAGGACUGGUAACUGGAUCAUUUGCUCUGUGUGGUUCAUGCCCCCUUUUACCACCCUUGUUUUUUUUUUUUUCCUUUUAUGUCCUUGAAUCAGAUACCUGAAAACUUUAAUGUUCCUUAGUUGGAGUUAUUUAAUACAAUCAGAUGCAACAGCUGUUGUUGUAUUCUACCUUACUGA
Messenger RNA from Vitis riparia (riverbank grape), 2934 nucleotides. RefSeq names its product casein kinase 1-like protein HD16. Gene Ontology annotation, biological process: peptidyl-serine phosphorylation; endocytosis; signal transduction. Gene Ontology annotation, molecular function: ATP binding; protein serine/threonine kinase activity. Bases 255 to 2369 code for a protein of 704 amino acids. NCBI's taxonomy places the organism in Eukaryota, Viridiplantae, Streptophyta, Magnoliopsida, Vitales, Vitaceae. Gene Ontology annotation, cellular component: nucleus; cytoplasm. The record is from RefSeq and is a predicted model, not a curated record. The transcript has 17 exons.